Molecule: messenger RNA, 2326 nt
Organism: Rhinolophus ferrumequinum (greater horseshoe bat)
Lineage: Eukaryota; Metazoa; Chordata; Mammalia; Chiroptera; Rhinolophidae
Gene: ARL6IP1
Product: ADP ribosylation factor like GTPase 6 interacting protein 1
Exons: 6
Coding region: 118-729 (203 amino acids)
Source: RefSeq, a predicted model, not a curated record
CCGGCCUAUAUAAGCGGCUUGCGGGGCGUGUCCUCGCGCCGGGGUCGCCCUUUGGGUCUCGGAGGAAGGCUGUUUCGGAGGGCGGUUUGUGCUCGGUGAGGCGGUAUUUCGGGGACGAUGGCGGAGGGAGAUAAUCGCAGCACCAACCUGCUGGCGGAAGAGACUGCAGGUCUGGAAGAGCAGCUGCAAGGAUGGGGAGAAGUGAUGCUGAUGGCUGAUAAAGUCCUGCGGUGGGAAAGAGCCUGGUUUCCACCUGCCACUAUGGGCGUGGUUUCUUUGGUGUUUUUGACUAUCUACUAUCUCGAUCCAUCUGUUCUGUCCGGUGUUUCCAGUUUUGUUAUGUUUUUGUGCUUGGCUGACUACCUUGUUCCCAUUCUAGCACCUAGAAUUUUUGGCUCCAAUAAAUGGACCACUGAGCAGCAGCAACGAUUCCAUGAAAUUUGCAGCAACCUGGUAAAAACUCGCCGCAGAGCUGUGGGCUGGUGGAAACGCCUCUUCACACUGAAAGAAGAAAAACCGAAAAUGUACUUCAUGACCAUGAUCUUCGCGCUCGCGGCUGUUGCUUGGGUGGGACAGCAAGUCCACAACCUUCUUCUCACCUACCUGACAGUGACUUUCUUACUGUUGCUUCCCGGACUAAACCAACAUGGAAUCAUUUCAAAGUACAUUGGAAUGGCCAAAAGGGAGAUAAACAAGCUUCUCAAACAAAAAGAAAAGAAAAAUGAAUAAGACAUCUGUUUUAUUCCCUGUGAUGAAGUGUCCCUUGCCUUGGGAACAGUUUCUGUUAGGCUAUCUGGAUACUCAGAUGUUACAGCAGUAACUCUUUGCUCUCCCUCCUUCUGCCCUUAGUUACUAGAAAUUCCGACCUGCCAGGUAAGCGUUUAUGCGUAGUGUCUCCAUGUCAAGUGUAGCUGGCUGCGUUCUCAUCAGUUGGCCUGAUACGGAUAACUCAUUCAUGAAUAUGACUUGUUUUGAUUUUUCGCCCCUGGGGUUAACUGAAUUCUUACUUUUGGGCCCCGUCCUUUAAAAUAAUACAGUGGUGAACUUCACCCUUUAGUGUAGUUAACAGUGACUUUGGAUAAUUGUUCGAAUUGAUCUUUGCUUUAGCUGGAUGUACAAGGGGGAGUGGUCUGUGGCUACAGGAAGCCAGUUCUACUGUCUGCUCCCACAGUCUGCUUAAAAUACGGUCUGGCUUCAUGAAUACAGAGACCAAGUUUACCACUUCUGAUGAAAAGACCAAUUAAAACUCAUUCCUCAUUUUGCUUCUAUACUGUGGGAGCUCCGCAUGGAAUACAAUGGAACUGAUGCCAUGCCCCGGUAGAUGUUGGUUUCUCCCUUGUGCAAAACUUAGUAGUUGGUAGGAAGCAUUGCUCCUCGUCCAGCGUGGGGCUGGCAGGCUUCCAGCACUUGUACCUUGUAGUAAGUAGUAGUCCUUCCGGCUUCGUAAGAGCACGCUUCCAGAAGCUCGGAGUUCAGCUUUUUAGCAUACUUUCAAUCUCAGAUUCUCAGCUGACUGAAACUAAAGGACAUGAGAGGUAAGAUUCCUGUCCGUGACCUUUACUCCAACACCAGCCCAGUCAAUCAAGGACUCAUGUCUUCCUGUGUUUAGUCCAGAUUCACUAGAAAAUCGUCUUAUCCUACUAACUAUUCCAGACCAGAACCAGCCUUUAAAGGUAAGCCUCAGGAGUCUCAUUUUACGGUAACGUUGGCUGCUUUUGUCCUCAUAGAUUUGGCUUAGGAGGUGGUGCCUACGCUGGCGUCGGACUUUUUUCCUAGAUAUUUACCGGAAGAGUACAAGGGCUGUGGGUGAGAGCAGACGUGUGGAGAUGCUAGAUGGCCUUAGGUCAACGGAGAGUUUGUAAUUCCUUGGAAAGUGUCUUAGAAUCAUUGUCCCUCUUAAUAGCUAGAAAUUUAGAGUAGUUGAAGUCUAUAGGAAGGAACCCCUGAGGACUGAAAAUGUGACACAUUUGGGAACAAUUCUUCAACUCUGAUUAACUAGCUGUAAUAUAGUUCUGUGAAUUUAUUGCACUGAUGCUGUAAGACCUGGACCUGUGGUAUGUUUGUCUCUAAGACUUUUCCUUCGCUUCAGUAUUGCUGUAAACAGUGGUCCCCAUGUAGCAGAUGUUUGAUUUUUGUUUUUAAUGUUUCAUAUGAAAACCACAAACUACCUUCCAUGUGUUUCUUCAUUGUAAAUAAGCCUGUUUUCUUAGCUGGGUUUUUUUGUGUGUAUGUGUUCUACCAAGUUAACUACUUUCAUGGUUUUAAUCCUGUAUUUCUUCUACUUUGUUUUGAGAAAAGGGGGAAAAAUUAAAAGCUGGAAUCCCUU